ACAAAAUCCAAACCUGAAAAAUCCUCGGGAAGCUUUUUAAUGUGAAUAUAAAAUUUCCCUCAUCCAAGUCCAGCGAUUCAGUACUCGCCGCCAUCAUGCCCGCAUUUGAUGCUACAACAACAAGCGAGCAAGUCAUCAAAGCCUUUGGCCAGCAUGCCAAAGCUCGUACUUUUGUCAUCACUGGCGCAAGUCAGCCCAGCAUUGGGAGCUCGAUGGCUACGACGUUAGCUCGAGCUUCGCCAGAACAUAUCGUCAUCGUAUCGAGGACACCUGCGAAAGUCGAACCCGUUCUUGCCGCUAUCCGAGAAGGGAAUCCUUCGGUCAAAGCAACGUAUGUCCAAGCCGACUUGUCUGACCACGACUCUGUACGACGAGCUGCUGGGGAGGUCUUGCAGGCGACGGCGUCCAAGAUCGAUGUGCUUAUUAACAGUGCUGGAAACAUGGCCCUCAAGGAGUACACAGUGGACAAACAAGGAAUUGAAAUGCAGCUGUCAGCUAAUCAUGUCGGCCACUUUCUGUUGACCAAUCUGCUUGUACCCGCUCUCCUGGCUGCGGCAGAUGCCAACAAAGAAUAUGGUAGUCGCGUCGUCAACCUCUGUAGUUUGGGCUAUCUCAUCAGCCCCUUCCGCUUCGAUGACUACAACUUCUCUGGGGGUAAGACGUAUGACUCAUGGACAGGAUACGGCCAGGCCAAGACGGCGAAUAUCUUAUUUUCCUUUGGCUUAACCAAGCGGCUCAAGAAGCAUGGCGUUACCUCGUUUGCCGCCCAUCCCGGAUCAAAUCUCGAUACGCAGCUUGGGUCACACUUGACUAUGGACGACUAUAACAGUAUAUUGGAAAUCACGAAGCGCAACACGGGCAAGGACUUCGUAUUUGACGAACCCAGAUUUAAAUCAUACGCCCAGAUCGGUGCUACGCCUCUCACGGCUGCGCUCGACCCAGAAAUUGCUGUCAAGGCGCCGGCCCUUUUGAUCAAUAGCCAGAUUACGGAGACCGCAGAGCAUGCUAGCAACGCUGAGUUCGUGGAGAAGUUGUGGGCGCUCAGCGAGAAGCUGGUUGGCCAGGAGUUUAAGUAUUGAGCAUAGACCUAUUGGAAUUCGUGGUCAAAUGGGAUCUAUACACCCCUAGGGGGGCAGUUGACACAGCUACCUAGGUAGAUUACUCGGAUGAGUCACACAUACAAGUACCUACUUAUUCUCUUUACCUAGCAAUUUCUUAGUCUAACCACACGUACUGUUAAUUGUAAUGUCGGAUGGCUCGCGAGCCGAUCGAGAGCGAACAAUUGCCAAGCACAACUCGGCCUGGACUUAAGCCUUAGCUCCUGUAGCACAAAUGCAGUUGGAUGCUUCCCCGUACUAUGUAUACUAAGACGGCGGACAAU
Molecule: messenger RNA, 1381 nt
Organism: Annulohypoxylon truncatum
Lineage: Eukaryota; Fungi; Ascomycota; Sordariomycetes; Xylariales; Hypoxylaceae
Product: NAD(P)-binding protein
Exons: 1
Coding region: 96-1079 (327 amino acids)
Source: RefSeq, a predicted model, not a curated record